Messenger RNA from Hyposmocoma kahamanoa, 1577 nucleotides. Its product is annotated as glycerate kinase. The coding region runs from base 147 to 1577 and encodes 476 amino acids. The record is from RefSeq and is a predicted model, not a curated record. Gene Ontology annotation, molecular function: glycerate kinase activity. The transcript has a single exon. Lineage: Eukaryota; Metazoa; Arthropoda; Insecta; Lepidoptera; Cosmopterigidae. Gene Ontology annotation, biological process: protein phosphorylation. Gene Ontology annotation, cellular component: cytoplasm.
UAAACCUACAUUAAUUUUCAACGUUAAACGUUGUUUAAUUUCUUACAUUGCUAAUUUUGUAUAUAAACAAGCAGUCCAAAAACAAACAAAAGUGUUCUUAAUAAAUACGACCAUUAUUAUUGGUAUGACAUUUAAUUUGUAUCAAAAUGGCUCAAUCAACAGUGAGAGACUUACUGCAAAUAUUCAAAAGUUGUGUGGCAGCAGUACUACCUCAAAAUCUAAUAAGACAAACUGUUAAAUACAAUCCUGCUAACCAAGAAUUAACGAUUGUCGAUAGAACGUAUGACUUACAAAAAGAAAACAUUUACCUAGCCGGAACCGGAAAAGCGGUGCAACAUAUGGCACGAGAAAUCGAGGAAAUUCUAAAUUCGAAAAUUAAACGUGGAGUUGUGAGCAUACCGCAAGGCAGCUUGAACCAGUAUACAAAUAAAAUAGUGCAAUAUUUGGAAGGGGCUUCUAACAAUUUACCUGAUAAAAAUGCCGUAAAUACUUCUAUAAAGAUUAAAGAAAUGGCUACAAAGCUUAACAAGGACGAGUUGUUAUUAGUUUUAAUAUCCGGUGGAGGGUCAGCAUUGCUGUCUUUGCCGAAGCUGCCAGUGACUUUAGAUGAGAAAACUAGCUUGAUUAAAAAGUUAGCAAAUUCAGGUGCUGAUAUAAAGGAACUUAAUACUGUUAGGAAAAAGUUGUCAGACAUCAAAGGAGGCCAAUUAGCAAUAGCAGCUCAACCAGCUAAAGUGAUAUCUUUGAUUCUUUCCGAUAUAGUAGAUGAUCCUAUAGACUUAAUAGCUAGUGGACCUACAGUGGAAAAUACAGAUGAUUAUUUAAAAGCUUUAAGUAUUAUAAAAAAGUACAAUUUAUAUGAUACUCUUCCGGAAUCAAUUAGAAAGGUACUUGAAAGCAAAGAGGGAGAAAGACAGUUUCCAAAGAACAAUGUCAAUAAUUACAUAAUAGGUUCAAAUAAAUUAAGUAUUAAAGCUGGUGUAGAGGAAGCAAAGCAACUAAAUUAUCAUCCAAUUGAACUCUCAAAUUCUGUAACUGGAUAUCUUAAGGAUAUAUCACGGAAAUAUGCAGUACUGACUAAGGUUUAUUGUGAACUUCUAGAAGGGAAAACUAAUAUUGAAGUUACAAAAAGUAAUAUUCAAUUGUUAAAAAUUCCUGGAUUAAACAUUGAAAAUAUACAAUUUACUGAUAAAGAUAUUUGUUUAAUACUAGGAGGAGAGAUUACGGUUAAAGUUACAGGUAAUGGGAAAGGGGGGCGAAACCAAGAAUUAGCUCUACAAUUUUCAAAAGAUAUUAAUGAUUUCAAAGACCUAUUACACAAUUUUGAAGUCUACUUUCUAAGUGCAGGAACUGAUGGUAUAGAUGGACCUACAGAUGCAGCUGGGGCUAUUGGAUAUUUAGGCUUAAUUGGCAAUGCUGAAAAGGAAAAUGUUGCUGUUGAAAAAUUCAUUUUGGAUAAUGAUUCCUAUAAUUUUUAUAAGAAGUUUCAGAAUGGUUGCUUUCAUGUAAUAACUGGACAUACAGGUACAAAUGUUAUGGAUAUACAUUUGAUUGUUAUUAAAAGAAAAACCAAGUAA